Electrophorus electricus (electric eel) is the source of this 1216-nucleotide messenger RNA. RefSeq names its product mediator complex subunit 19b (gene med19b). The record is from RefSeq and is a predicted model, not a curated record. Gene Ontology annotation, cellular component: mediator complex. Gene Ontology annotation, molecular function: transcription factor binding; transcription coregulator activity. Gene Ontology annotation, biological process: positive regulation of transcription by RNA polymerase II. NCBI's taxonomy places the organism in Eukaryota, Metazoa, Chordata, Actinopteri, Gymnotiformes, Gymnotidae.
UAUACCAAGUACCGGACUAUACCAAGUCACCUUCAUUAGGAAGAGCGUCAACAAACUAUUAGAAUAACAAGCUGAGCACAUAUUCCCUGUUCUUUGCCAUGACAGAAAUAUUCUCAUCACUCUACAGCCAGAGUGAAACUCAGGGACCUUCGGGACCUUCCGGGAUGGGGUAUGGACCAGGGAAACCCCUUCCACCUCCGGUACCCCAAAAUACGAUCCACAUGUCGGUGUCGAUUCCACACCACUUUGUGGACGACGGGCCUCAACUCAGAAAACCAACUGCCAUGAAUGAACCGUUUUACCUGCUGCGGGAGCUGCCAAUGGAGAACGAGCUGACUGGAAACACUAAUCUCAUCACACAUUACAAUCUGGAACACGCAUUCAAUAAGUUCUGUGGCAAGAAAGUAAAGGAGAAACUCAGCAACUUUCUCCCAGAGCUUCCUGGUAUGAUAGACAAUCCAGGUGUGCAGGAUGGAAGUUCUUUGCGCUCCCUCAUUGAGAAACCACCAGUGUGCAACAACUCUUUCAGUCCUCUUACUGGAACCUUGCUCACUGGGUUCAGACUACACACAGGCCCUCUUCCAGAGCAGUACAGACUGAUGCACAUUCAGCCUCCAAAGAAAAAGAGCAAACAUAAACACAGACACCAUCGACCUCAGGAUCCCUUACCACCAGAAACACCCUCAGACUCCGACCACAAGAAGAAGAAGAAGAAGAAGGAUGAUGAUCCUGAUAGAAAGAAAAAGAAGAAGGAUAAGAAAAAAAAGAAGAGCCGCCAUAGCCCUGAUCAUCCAGGAAUGACUGGCUCGCAGCCCAGCAGUAGCAGCCUCAGAUAGGAGCAGAUCAUCCAGGAGAGAGGAUUCUUUGUAAAUAGAAUUGGAUUAACAGUGGUUGUGUGUGUGUGUGUGUGUGUGUGUGUGUGUGUGUGUGUGUGUGUGUGUGUGUGUGUGUGUGUGUGUGUGUGUGUGUGCGCGAGAGAGAGAAAAGCAAGCAAGAAAAAAUGAGCAGUAUUGUCAUGUGUUUUUUGCUUGCUUGUGUGUGCAUGUGUUUGUGACUGAGACAACUAAGGACAAUUGGCAGCAAUAUAUGUAUGUGUAUUUGUGUGUUACAUCUGUUUAUAACCAUUCAAGUGCCUCUGCAUUUUUAUUUAUGGUAUACUAAAUCAGUGAGAAAUACACUUUAUUAUCUUUUUGUAGUUAUAAAAAUACUUCAUAAA